UUUCCAUUUGCGGAAGUACACCGCCCUUCAUAGCAACACCGUGUAACACACUGCCUGCAUGCAAACUGGUGGGAUCUGCUCAGCCAGGCAGGGGUUAUGAAGCCACCGGGCACCAGCUUGCACUAGGCACCUCAGUCCUGAGAGCAUGGCUCUCCCUGCCAACUGGGUGAUAAAGAUGGUGAUGGCUGGGGACUCCAACGUCGGGAAAACAUGCAUUCUCACCAGAUACACUGAUAAUACCAUCCCUUCCUAUAUCUCUACUGUGGGGAUUGACUUUAAAACAAAGACAAUUGAAAUUGAUGAAACUUCAGUAAAACUCCAGAUAUGGGAUACAGCAGGCCAGGAAAGAUUUCACACUUUGAGUGUCCGUUAUUUUCGGGGGGCUCAUGGUAUUGUUCUUGUUUAUGACAUCACAAAUACACUCUCAUUUGAAAACAUAGCCAUGUGGAUGAAAGACAUUAAAUCAAAAGCUGGCGAAGAUGUAGAGGUAGUUCUCUUGGGAAAUAAGUGUGACAAGGAAGACGAACGCAAGGUUUCAAAAGAAAGAGGAGAAAAGCUUGCUUGGGAGUUUGGUAUGCCAUUUUUCGAGACAAGUGCCAAGGAAAAUAUAAAUAUUGACAAGGCAUUUUUAAUGCUGUCCGACAGUAUAUAUUCAAAGAAAUCGUCUUUAUUAGUGGAGGAUAAUGUGGUGAAUUUGAAAGAAUCGAAGGAAAAGGCUUCCUGCUUGACUUGUUGAAGAAAAUUCAGCCCAUAUUCUGGAAAUGUGUAGUGGACUAAUAAUUUCGACAUCAACAAGAACUCUUGCUUCACAUACCAUAAACUUGGACAAAUGCCAAACAGAUGUUACAUUUCAGUCUGUUACAAUUCAUACUUUGUGCAACUUUGCUUUAUUGUCUAUUGUUUGCAAAAAAAAUCUUUAAAAGAAAACAAAAGUAAAUAAUAUUAAGGAAUCCCAGUGUAAAGAAAGAAAUAAAAAUCAAGCACAAUUUAUUAUCUCACA
This is a messenger RNA of Pelobates fuscus (common spadefoot toad), 1000 nucleotides long. Its product is annotated as ras-related protein Rab-10-like. Gene Ontology annotation, molecular function: myosin V binding; GTPase activity; GTP binding. The coding region runs from base 146 to 736 and encodes 196 amino acids. The transcript is spliced from 6 exons. The record is from RefSeq and is a predicted model, not a curated record. Gene Ontology annotation, cellular component: recycling endosome; Golgi apparatus; insulin-responsive compartment. NCBI's taxonomy places the organism in Eukaryota, Metazoa, Chordata, Amphibia, Anura, Pelobatidae. Gene Ontology annotation, biological process: cellular response to insulin stimulus.